This is a messenger RNA of Colletotrichum graminicola M1.001, 2052 nucleotides long. RefSeq lists its product as uncharacterized. Bases 1 to 2052 code for a protein of 683 amino acids. Gene Ontology annotation, cellular component: ubiquitin ligase complex. Gene Ontology annotation, biological process: proteasome-mediated ubiquitin-dependent protein catabolic process; protein linear polyubiquitination. Gene Ontology annotation, molecular function: ubiquitin-protein transferase activity; zinc ion binding; ubiquitin binding. The record is from RefSeq and is a predicted model, not a curated record. Lineage: Eukaryota; Fungi; Ascomycota; Sordariomycetes; Glomerellales; Glomerellaceae. The transcript has a single exon.
AUGGCCGACCAACGCCUUCAAUUGUCAAUCGCCCCUCAGCCCAUACGUGAGACUACUCACGCCUCAGGAUUCACGCACCUCUUUCCGGAACGCUCAAAUGAGUACGCUCUCCAGAGCCUGAUGGGCUCCCAAAUCAGCUUCGGGCCUGGCGCCGAGAUCAAGAGGUUUUCCCUACCCAACGACUUCACAGCCAUCCGAAUCUGGAAUGUCGAUGAGGAAGUCCCAGGCCCGUCCUUCUGGGAGAAUCUCAAGUCGUUUUCCGGCUAUGAUGUCCACCAACGCAUGGAAAUCGCAAGGUAUGGUACAGUCGAGGGCGUCCGCUACAUCGACGUGACCCUUGAGGACCCCCACUUCGCCCAGAAUAUCUGCCAGGACUUCCGUGAUUUCGACCACAGGAUGCGCACAUCCCUCUCGAAGGACCUUGAGCGGAUCCCUUCCUCCAUCCGCUGGCGCUCCGAGCCACACGUCGGCAUCACCGAAGCCCGCACUGUUCGCCUGACGUGGAACCAGCCCCGGAAGAACGCGCACCUUAUAUUCUUCGAUCACCACAAGGCGGAGAAGCUUACGGGGCUCUACCGCGAGGGGCUGGUCGACCUCUUUGGCGGCCACGUAUACAGCUACCCGCUCCCGUUGCAGAACUCGGGAUACGCGGUCCGGCUGAGAGACCUCCCGUCCCACGUCACCCAAAACGAUAUCCGGAGUCGGAUGCCCAAAGACCUCAUGCCCAACGGCAUUAUGUGUGGCCCCCCGCGGGUCUACGGCGAUAAGGAGAGGUGCAAUGACUUGACGACACUCAAGAAUCUGCUGGACACCAUCGGGUGCUCUACCAUCGAGCUGAUCCCUGAGAAGGAGGUCGAAGCAGGCAUGGUGGGCGCAAUGGCGCGCUUCGACUUCGAGGAGGAGGCCCGGCGCGCCGUCAGAAAGCUGGACGGCACCGCUCCCAGCUUCGUUCGCUACGGCAACCUCGAGGUGGUUACCGUCUACACGGCGAUGUUCUGUGUCCCCAAACAGUGGAUGUUUGACCCCCUGUUACAGUCAGUCAUGAAGAGAUACUCCAUGAUCAGCUUCAAAAUGAGCAGCAGCAGCGACAACGUCGUCAUUCAGAUAGAGAACACGGAAUCAAAGCCCGUGACCGGCAUCAGAAGGCUCUUCGAGGAGGUCUUUGGCCACUAUCACCGCAUGGCCGAGGAGGAAGAACACCGCCGGCUUGAAGAGUGCUGCAGACCCCAAGACGGCGAGGCGGCGGUUUCGAGCGAGUCGGAAUGCCCCGUCUGCACGGCGGAGCCGUCAGAGCCUGUCCAGUCCGCCUGUGGCCACGUCUAUUGCAAGCAAUGCUACGUGCAUAUGGUCCAGUCGACGGCCAAUUCGGGAACGGAAUCCUCUCUCAGAUGCAUCGGCGAGGAUGGAGCCUGCCAGGCGCCGCUCCCCUUGUCUGAGCUCAGGGGCAUCCUGCAGAUGAACGGCUACAGAAAGCUCCUCGAGUCGGUCGCGAAAGCGCACGUCAGGAAGAACCCCCUCGACUACCGCAGCUGCCCGACGGCAAAAUGCCAGCAGCUCUACCGGCCGACGCCCAGAGAGGCCAAAAUCAACGCGGUGGCCCGAUGCCCGGACUGCUUCGUUGUGCUGUGCACCACCUGCCACGAGCCCCACGACGAGACCGUCUCAUGCAAGGUAGCCGAGGACGCCGCGACUACGGAGCUGAUGGCGGCCCUCAACAUCAAGGGGUGCCCGCGGUGCAGCACCUUCAUCGAGCGCAUCGAGGGCUGCAACCACAUUGAGUGCGGGUGCUGCCACGCACACAUCUGCUGGCUCUGCAUGGAGUACUACCCGGACAGCCUGGCGUGUUACGAACACAUGGCGGAGGCACACGGGGGCGCGUUCGCCGGCGUUCCUGGGUUUGACGCCUACGGCGAGCCAAUCUUCGACCCCCUAGCUGCGCUGCCGCCUGGCUUGGAUGACGACGAGGGUGAGUUCGAAGACGACAGAGAGGACAUGGAGGAGGGAGAGAUCGUACAGGACAACGAGGGUGGCGAGGUGCUGUUCAGAGCAUGA